AUGUGGUUUCCUAAACCAAUAGUCGUGCAGCCGAUUUUGGGCAAUCUACCCGCGGAACGAGUAGAACCGACGCGCGCUUUUUCAAGUUGCGGUAUUGAUUUUGCCGGCCCUUUUAUGAUCAAGACAAGUGUGCGGCGUAAUGCCCCUUUAGUAAAAGCGUAUGUAUGUAUUUUUGUUUGUUUUUCAACAAAAGCAGUACACAUGGAAUUAGUCGGAGAUCUGAGCACACCAGCAUUUAUUAACGCAUUAAAUCGUUUUUUUGACCGACGAGGAAGAAGUAUUACUAUUUAUACCGACAACGCGACUAACUUUGUUGGAGCAAAUCGCAAAAUGAAGGAAUGGAGCAAUCUAUUUCAUUCGGAACAAAAUAAAAAAAAGGUACAUGACGCGUUAACAGACCUCGGCGUUCAAUGGCGUUUUAUUCCCCCGCGAUCACCGCACUUCGGUGGGUUAUGGGAAGCCGCGGUCAAGUCCAUGAAGCAGUUAUUACAGAAGACUGUAGGUAACGCUCACUUGCGUUUUGAAGAGCUUAGUACUGUGCUUACGCGUGCCGAAGCUUGCCUAAAUUCCCGACCUAUUACUCCUAUGUCAUCCGACCCAAACGACACGUCCUUUUUGACCCCAGGUCAUUUCCUUAUAGGCGACUCACUUUUAUCGAUACCGGAACCCGACUUGUCAAAUAUACCGACAAGCCAUUUGUCGAGAUGGCGUCGCGUGACUCAAUAUUCACGAACUAUCUGGCAGAAAUGGAGUCGUGAGUAUUUGAAUCAGCUACAAGAGAGAAAGAGGUGGGCUGGUGCCAAGGGACCUAAACUGGAAGUGGGUACCGUGGUAUUAAUGCGAGAAGAUAACCUCCCUCCAUUAAGAUGGCGUUUAGCGCGAGUUACAAAGGUUAUUGCUGGUGAUGAUGGUGAGGUGCGGGUCGCUGAAGUCCAAACUACGACGGGACAGUUCACACGGGCAGUUCGACAAUUGUGUCCAUUGCCGUUUAAAGAAAACGGCACUGAGUAG
Messenger RNA from Macrosiphum euphorbiae (potato aphid), 1011 nucleotides. The record is from the annotation of a GenBank genome assembly. NCBI's taxonomy places the organism in Eukaryota, Metazoa, Arthropoda, Insecta, Hemiptera, Aphididae.